AUGGCGUCCUCCCUGCUUGAGGAGGACACUCACUAUGGCUCCAGUCCCCUGGCCAUGCUGACUGCAGCAUGCAGCAAAUUUGGUGGCUCCAGCCCUCUGCGGGACUCAACAACUCUGGGCAAAGCAGGCACGAAGAAGCCAUAUACUGUGGGCAGUGACCUUUCAGCUUCCAAAACCAUGGGGGAUGCCUAUCCAGCCCCCUUUUCAAGCACCAAUGGGCUCCUCUCACCUGCAGGCAGUCCUCCAGCACCCACCUCAGGCUACGCCAAUGACUACCCUCCCUUUUCCCAUUCAUUCCCUGGGCCCACAGGCACCCAGGACCCUGGGCUACUAGUGUCCAAAGGGCACAGCCCUUCUGACUGCCUGCCCAGUGUCUACACCUCCCUGGACAUGGCACAUCCCUACGGCUCCUGGUACAAGGCGGGCAUCCAUGCAGGCAUUUCACCAGGCCCAGGCAAUGCUCCUGCUCCUUGGUGGGACAUGCACCCUGGGGGCAACUGGCUAGGUGGUGGGCAGGGCCAGAGUGAUGGGCUUCAAGGAACACUGCCCACAGGCCCUGCUCAGCCUCCACUGAACCCUCAGUUGCCCACCUACCCUUCUGAUUUUGCACCCCUUAAUCCAGCCCCCUAUCCAGCUCCCCACCUCUUACAACCAGGGCCCCAACAUGUCCUGCCCCAAGAUGUCUAUAAGCCCAAGGCAGUGGGCAAUAGUGGGCAACUGGAGGGGAGUGGUGGAGCCAAACCCCCACGGGGUACAGGCGCAGGGGGCAGUGGUGGAUAUGGGGGCAGUGGGGCAGGGCGCUCCUCCUGUGACUGCCCCAAUUGCCAGGAGCUAGAGCGGCUGGGGGCAGCAGCGGCCGGGCUACGGAAGAAGCCCAUCCACAGCUGCCAUAUCCCAGGUUGUGGCAAGGUGUACGGCAAGGCCUCACACCUGAAGGCCCACUUGCGCUGGCACACGGGCGAGAGGCCCUUCGUCUGCAAUUGGCUCUUCUGUGGCAAGAGGUUCACCCGUUCAGAUGAGCUGGAGCGCCACGUGCGUACUCACACCCGGGAGAAGAAGUUCACCUGCCUGCUCUGCUCCAAGCGCUUCACCCGAAGUGACCACCUGAGCAAACACCAGCGUACCCAUGGCGAGCCAGGCCCGGGACCUCCUCCCAGUGGCCCCAAGGAACUGGGGGAGGGCCGAAGCGUGGGGGAAGAGGAGGCUAGUCAGACUCCACGACCUUCAGCCUCACCAGCACCACCAGAGAAAGCCCCUGGAGGCAGCCCUGAGCAAAGCAAUCUGCUGGAGAUCUGAGCUGAGCUGAGGGUCUUCAUCUCCAGGGCUGGUGGCCAACCCCUCUCGGUUGCGGUUGCGUGGACCACUGCUUGCCCAUCACUCCCAUUGCCCGAUGCAUGCUGUCCUUGAGGGCUCUCUCUCUGUUUCUCCCCUGGCUAUUCUGGGCCUGGGUAAGUUCUUGUUCGCUGCCUCAGCUCUGUGCUUCCCUCGGCCAUGAUCCUGGCUUUCUGCAAAUUCUCACCUCAUUCUGACCUUGUACCUGAUUCCUGCACUCUGGUUUCCUACGCUUUCCCUGACCCGUUCAGUUUCCUCUCCUUGGCUCCUGUUAGACCAGCUUGCUUUCCUUCCAUUUGGGUUCCCAACACUGUUUCUCUGUCUCACAAACUCCGUGAAAUGCAUUCUUCUGUUUUCCAAGAGUUUAUUUAUGGCUACCCCUCAACUUCCAGGCUCCAGUCUUUCUAAUGUCUUACCCCACUUCCUUCAGCUCUCCAGAGUUUUUUUCCCUUUUUACAAAGACAAU
Messenger RNA from Tupaia belangeri chinensis (Chinese tree shrew), 1798 nucleotides. RefSeq names its product Sp7 transcription factor (gene SP7). The record is from RefSeq and is a predicted model, not a curated record. The transcript is spliced from 3 exons. The coding region runs from base 1 to 1296 and encodes 431 amino acids. NCBI's taxonomy places the organism in Eukaryota, Metazoa, Chordata, Mammalia, Scandentia, Tupaiidae. Gene Ontology annotation, molecular function: DNA-binding transcription factor activity, RNA polymerase II-specific; RNA polymerase II cis-regulatory region sequence-specific DNA binding. Gene Ontology annotation, biological process: regulation of transcription by RNA polymerase II.